AAAGAAGAGACCCAGCAUCGAAAGGCUAGUCAAGAGUUCGUCUAUAGGGAGUAGUGAAUUACUCCGUAUAAAACGCUCUCGGCCUUCUGCUCCAAUUCUAGAGAGUUCUUGGUAUUCCUUUUUCUGGGUGUACCUUCGUUGAAUUCGGGUGGAAAAACAAUGGCGUCUGAUCUGGAACGCAGGGCUAAGGACGCCUUUAUCGACGACCACUUCGAAUUGGCCGUUGAUCUCUACUCUCAAGCCAUCGCUUUGAGCCCCAACAACGCCGAGCUCUUCGUCGACCGCGCCCAGGCCAACAUUAAGCUCCAAAACUUCACCGAAGCUGUAGCGGAUGCGAACAAGGCAGUAGAGUUGGAUCCCUCAAUGGCUAGAGCUUAUUUACGUAAAGGCAUGGCCUGCUUGAAGCUUGAAGAAUACCAGACUGCCAAAGCUGCAUUGGAAACAGGUGUUUCUUUGGCACCGAUAGAGCUGAAGAAAAAAUUCAAUGAUUUGAUUAAAGAAUGUGAUGAGCUCAUUGCAGAAGAAGCUAGGGAACAAGCUGAUGCAACCACAAUAAAUGUUGCAGCCCCCACACAAUCAGAAAGAACAAAGGACUCCCAGCCACCUUUUGACUUAUCUCACCAUGAUCAAACAGCUGUGAAGCCUAAAUAUAGGCAUGAAUUCUAUCAGAAACCAGACGAAGUGGUUGUUACUAUAUUUGCGAAGGGCAUACCAGCACAGAAUGUUGCCAUCGACUUUGGUGAACAAAUACUUAGCGUUAAAAUUGAUGCACCUGAUGGAGAUACAUUUACCUUCCAGCCAAGGUUGUUUGGCAAGAUAAUUCCAGAAAAGUGCAGAUAUGAGGUCAUGUCCACAAAAAUUGAAAUCCGCCUUGCAAAAUCUGAAGCUAUUCAUUGGGCAUGUCUUGAGUAUAGUAAGGAAGUUACUGUUGUACGUCGGGCAGCUGCUGUGUCAUCUGAGAGCCAAAGACCUUCCUACCCUUCUUCGAAACCCAAGAGAAAAGACUGGGAUAAAUUAGAAGCUCAGGUGAAAAAGGAGGAGAAAGAUGAAAAAUUGGACGGUGAUGCAGCGCUGAACAAAUUUUUCCAAGGAAUAUACAAAGAUGCUGAUGAGGAUACUAGAAGAGCCAUGAUGAAAUCUUUUGUUGAGUCAAAUGGGACAGUACUUUCAACAAACUGGAAAGAGGUGGGAUCAAAGAAGGUUGAAGGAAGCCCUCCGGAUGGCAUGGAGUUGAAGAAAUGGUAGAUUUCUGAAGUGUAUUCUGACAUUCUCAUUGGGGCUCUAGUUAAUAUAACCUUCAAAUUGGUUUCCUAGCUUUAUUUCUUGGUUGGAGUUGGCCUUCUUUUUUGUAUUUAUGUGAAAUGUAUUUGGCCUUUUUUGCUACCUAUGAGAUGAUUAUGGACUCCUCUUUGUUUGUCAUAAUUUUUUGUAGACUUGGAGCCCUGUGUGUUAAUACCCAAAUCAGUUGCAUACUUGCAUUGGUUGAUUUUGCAUAAAUUUGUGAAGUUUUGGUUGAAGUGGCUGAAUUG
Molecule: messenger RNA, 1529 nt
Organism: Cuscuta europaea
Lineage: Eukaryota; Viridiplantae; Streptophyta; Magnoliopsida; Solanales; Convolvulaceae
Source: the annotation of a GenBank genome assembly